UUUACACGAAACCAACUGUUGAUUACGAGAAAUCGGAAGCAAAAUCUGCAACAGAUGAAUCUCAUACCAGGCAACGAAGUUCCGUGCAAUGGACCGUGCCGGAAGCGGUUCCAUCCCGCCACCGUCAACCUGGAUCAGACCGUCGCCGAUGUGCUGCGCACGUCCAACAGCAAAUCGUCUGGUUUGUGGUGGUUCUGUCCCGAGUGUCGCCAGACGGUUGACCUGCCCCUGCACUACGUAACGGAUCUUCCCACGGAACUGCUGGUUAUGAUCUUCCAGCACUUGGACGUAGACUCUCUGCUGGAAGUUCGGUCAACGUGCCACCGUUGGAAGGACAUCGUCGAUCAGAGCUACUCCUUGCGCAAGCAAUUCGUUGUCGCGUUCAAGAGAAAGGUCACAAUGGAUGAAACAUUCCAGCCGGAGAAUUUGCUUCCGGCUUCUCGUACGAGAUUGAACCAGUCGAAGAUAAUCUGUGUCGAAUCUUGGUGGCCUGCGUUUGGCGCUGCAUUGACGGAACUGACAUUGUAUCAUUGUGAAAUUGGACUUUCGAUUCUUCUGGGAAUGCUGCGAGAGGCUCCCAAUCUCAUCAGCUUGAGUCUGUAUGGCAUCGAGUACAGUUCCGUAGAGGAAAUUGAAGCGAAUUUUCGGUUGGAAAAACUGGAAGUUCUAUCCUGCAAUCGACUGUUUGAUAUCUUUAGAAGCAUUUUUCCACGAUUGAGAGUGAUGGAUUUGGCAUUCGACGUAAGCGUUGAGGAGGGAGUUAAAGCUUGCCGUUUGUUGAGAUCGGUCCAAGGCACGUUGAAGGAGUUGGAGUGUAAUUUUACGCAAUUUAUGCUGGAGCAGAUUGCCAGUAUGGACCAGCUUCAGUUGACAAAUAUAGCUGAUCGUGGAGAAGAAAAUUUAGCGGUGCAACUAAGCCUGAUGCAGCCUUUGGUUAGAGUUCUCAGCAUAACUGCUACGAACGAGGUUCUCAUGGAAAUUGGGCGGAAUCUGAAGAACUUGCAGGAAAUAUCUGUCACCAUCGCAGAAGAUCAAAGUUAUUUUGAGCCUUCGUUUCUGGCCGAAAUGCCAGAGCUGACUUCUUUAUCUCUCUCAGGCCAAGAUAGACGGUACUCAAGCUUCAAAGGCUUUCAAAGUACCAAUUUAAGCUACUUGAGGCUUGACGCUAUUUACUUCAUCGACAGCAGCCUGCGGAAUUUUUGACCAGCUGCCCAAAUCUGCAAACGCUGGAAAUUUUGGACUGUCAGCUAGCCAGUUGGUCAGACAUUUUUGCCGCAAGGUUGCAAUCGCUGCGAAGCUUGAGCCUAUGGAACAACAGAGUGCGCAAUUACGUCAUGAAAAUCUCCGAAAAGCUGACCACACUGAAGGAACUCGAUAUAUCAGAGUGCCAGAUUCUACCAGAGAAUCUCGUCAAGUUGAUCCUGCAAUGCCCUCGGCUAGAAAAACUUACACUCGAUUCGAUCAAAACCGUCGACGACGAAUUUGUCAGCAAUUUGGACCAAUUUCCGCAACUUAAGGAACUGGAUAUCGGGUACUGUCCAAUAACGGACAAAUCGGUGGAAUUUAUUGCUGAAAAUUGUUCACAUUUGAACGUGAGCAUCAACUGCGAGCAGGUUUCCAGCGUGGCCCAGAAACUGCUGGAACAAGUUACUAGUUUGAGAUGAAUCCUUGAUUUUUUUGCAUCGUAAGGUGAACUUGUAACUGUAAAAAUGAAAUAAGAAAGGAAAAAAACCUGUUGCUUUAUUCGCCAUCAAACCGAAUCGACAAGCAAGUCAGGGUUGUGAACAUUCGAAAUUGUUUGUGAAUUGUGACUGAUCUCUCACGAUCUCUCUCAAUCACGCAGAGCAGUUUGAAUUUCUCUGAAAUUCCUUCCACCGUCACUGCAUUCAAAUGGUUGCUGUUACCACGCAACACCGCCCAAGCAAGAACAAGAGAAAAAAUAAAGAAAAUGAAAGAGCAUGU
Molecule: messenger RNA, 1962 nt
Organism: Culex quinquefasciatus (southern house mosquito)
Lineage: Eukaryota; Metazoa; Arthropoda; Insecta; Diptera; Culicidae
Exons: 4
Coding region: 55-1203 (382 amino acids)
Molecular function (GO): protein binding
Source: RefSeq, a predicted model, not a curated record